AUGCAGUACAUUAGGUUAAACAUAUCUAAAAAUGAAGAGAUCCGGAGGUCUCUCAGCAUGUGCAUCUUCCAAGCUUGCAGACGUUUCUUUCAUUCAAAUUUCGAAACCGUCACUUACUCUUUACCUCUAAUAGAAAGAGAUUUUGCCUCUGCAACUGUGUUAAAUGAACUGGUUCUACCUGUUUUAGAAUCGGAUCAGCGGUUUGCGCUUCUGAUAAAGGAUUUGAAAACCGCACAACAAAUCAAUCAUAGAUACAUCGGUAAGUCCCCCAGUUACAUAAUUCAAAUAAAGAAAGAAGGAGAGCUUGAGGCGAAUAUAAGAAGGUUGAAGCGUUUUACAAGGUGGAACCCACACGCAAAAUUUCUGGUGGUCUCCUCAACAGCGUUUAGUUACCCUCUGAAUGUAGCCAUUGGCGUCAUCAAGUCGCUGUGGAACAAUAAUGUCGUAAACGCAGCAGUUUUACUUGUCGACAACGAAAAUAACACGAAUUUUAAAGUGUACUCCUGGAAACCUUACAGCUCUCACAGCUGUGGGACCAAUUUUAGCGACGUACUGCCAGUUGGCAGUUGCUCUUUUGGUGUAACUGACUCCAAUAUUGAUUGGUUUAGAAACAAAAUACCGAAGAACUUGCAUGGGUGUCCUGUAAAAGUAAAGUAUAUGGUAUGGUUGCCUUACGUCAUGAGUGUGAAGCCAAUUGCACAGGUUCCACAUUACGAUGCAGACUUAGGAAUCGAUGUAAACCUACUGAAUGUAAUUGCGAACACACUGAACUUGUCACUUAUAUACCAAAAAUCUUCCUUCGAUGGUUGGGGCGGCGUCGGGAAAGACUACUCUGCCACGAAAGAUCUAAAACUGCUGAAGGAGAACAAUGUAGACCUUGUGGUAGGAGGCUACGUUAAUACUCCCCAUAGAACCGUGUUGUUUGACUCCCCCCAAAGCCAUAUCCAAGAUUCACUACUGUUUUGCGUUCCACACACGCCUAUAAUAACCGGAUUCAGAAACUUCCUAAACAUAUUUAAAUUCGAGGUGUGGAUUUUGGUUUGUAUUCUCUAUUUUAUUGUUAGUGUCUGCAUGUGGUAUGCGAGUAACUUUGAAGGGGGUGAACACUUGUCUUAUAGGAGUUUGCCUAACUGCUUGCUCAACAAUUUUCUGAUAUCUAUUGGACUGGUAGUAAGUAUACUACCAAAAACGAUGAGAGUGAGAUGUCUUGCUUGUAUGUUUAUAAUAUUCAGUCUCAAAUUAAAUAUGAUAUAUACGAGCUACCUUACCAGUGUCCUGUCUUCGCCUAACUACAGACAGAAAUAUGAAAGUAUGGAAGAAAUUUAUAAGCAUAACCUGCGCACGUAUUUCGCACCUAAUACUAAAUUGUUCUUCAGUGGAAAUGACGAGAAACAGUUACACAGCGUACCUUUGAACGUUAUAACGCAGAGAUGGAGGAAUUGUACCAAUGUUCCUAAAUGCUUUAAUACUAUAUCAUCUAAAAAGGACAUAGCAGUAUGUAUGCCUAGGUCGUAUAAAGACUAUCUGUUAAACAAUCAAGCUAGAGAUAAAAGACGAGCGAUAUUUUGUUUAAAAGAGAACGUUGUUUCCUUCUCGUUAACGAUUCUGAUGAGGAAAGGUUUCCCACUGUUCAGUUUGUUUGAUAAAGGUAUUUGCAGAAUUGUCGAAGGAGGAUUUAUUAAUAAAUGGAUGAGAGACAUUAUGAUGAAUAAAUCUGAAAGAAUAGGAAGCCACCCUGAAGAUGUUGAAAAAGUUCAAAUUAACUUCGACACCUUGGUACCUGUGUUUUAUAUGCUUCUAAUGGGUUAUCUCGGUGCAAGUUUAGCGCUUGUUAUUGAACUUAUAGUGCAGAAUUUUAACUGUUAA
Messenger RNA from Anoplophora glabripennis (Asian longhorned beetle), 1866 nucleotides. RefSeq lists its product as uncharacterized. Lineage: Eukaryota; Metazoa; Arthropoda; Insecta; Coleoptera; Cerambycidae. Gene Ontology annotation, cellular component: membrane. Gene Ontology annotation, molecular function: ligand-gated monoatomic ion channel activity. The record is from RefSeq and is a predicted model, not a curated record. The transcript is spliced from 2 exons. Bases 1 to 1866 code for a protein of 621 amino acids.